Podarcis muralis (Common wall lizard) is the source of this 854-nucleotide messenger RNA. The record is from RefSeq and is a predicted model, not a curated record. Lineage: Eukaryota; Metazoa; Chordata; Lepidosauria; Squamata; Lacertidae.
CUUUCCUUUUUAUAUAAAGUUCAAAAUGGCUCCCCGUAUCCCGCCACCGGAGGUGAACCUGCCCCUCUCGCCUCGGCCCGGGCGGCGGUGUUGCCGGCGGCUCCUUUCAGCAGCUGCCCCGAAGCAUCGCUCCCUCAGGCGCCCGGGACUCGGGGGCAGGAUUCCCCCGCCAGUGCCCUGGCGGAUCCCAGGCGGUCCGUCGAUCUCCUCCACUUCUCGCCCCUUUUCACCGAGCCAGCGCAGACUUUCAAUCCCCGGCGACGGGAAAAAAAAAGCCUUUCGCAACCGUCCGGGGUUAAGUUUGGCUUCCCGGCACGUGCGCUGGGGAAAAGUUCGCCGCCGGGCUCUGGAUCUCCGCUUCUCCGCCUCCGCCGCUGAUUCAUCCACCGGUGAUCUCUAUGGAGAUCGGCCGCUGCAAAAGCCGCCCCCGAGGAAGCAGGCAGGCGUCGGUGCCCGAGGAGGAGUUUCCUGCCUUUGCGCGAUCUCCUCGCCCCUUUUCACCGCGGCAGAUCCCCGGCGACGGAUCCGUCCGGGAACGAAAACAAACUGGCCAGCCCAAACCAGAGAAGAAAUGUGGCGCUAGGUGUGUUGGGGGGAUGGUCUUUGUUAAAUAAUGGAAUCAGACACAGAGGCUGCAGGCUGGAAGAGAGACAGUAUGUGGACUUGAGGGGAAAGGGGUUCAAGCUUCAGUUUCUAUCGUCUUUUUUAAAAAAAAACAAAAACCCACAAAUACCCAGAUUACAUUAUUCUCAGCUGAGGAGCAGAGAAAGGCAUGCCCUCUUACUCUUUCUUUGAGAGGUUCCCCCACCCACCCACCUCGCAUUUAGAGCAUCCCAGAGAGGUUAUGGUGCUGC